UUGAUAUUAAUCGCGAUUCGUGUCCAAAAAUUAAAUAGUCGUUUAAAUAUUUACCUAUUUAAUUGUAAAAUUUGUCUAAUAAACAUUAAUAAAUUCCAAAAUAAUUUUCAAAAUUUAACCAUAGAUAAAAAACUACCAAAAAAAAUGGCUAUAACCAGAUUAGAAAUAGAUGUCAAAAGACUAUUGUUGGUUUGUGAAGAAAUGGCUCAAAAUAAUUCAUCUGAUGAUUGGCGGUUAAGCAAAUAUAUAGAAGCUGUCAGUGAAAUGAUUACAGAAUUAAUUAAAAAAAGUGAUCCAGACAAAGAUGCAAUUAACCAGUAUACAAAACGAAUGGAAUUCCUGAAAGGAUUUUUGAAUACUAAAGAAAUUGAAAAUCCAGAAAAGAAAUUAGUUGCACUGGAAAUGUUGGAACCUGUACAGGAGUCUAAUAGCCGUUCAAAAGAUAUUAAGCAAAAGUAUAAAGUCACAUAUACAAAACAAUUGAGAGAUGAACUUCUUGGAAAUGAUACAAAUGAAUUCAGAUCAUCUAGGCAGCCAGAUGUAGAUAGUAGUGAUAACUUGGACGAACUAUUGAGACAUCAUCAAAAUAAACAGGAAUCUAUUGCUGAAGAACUGAUAGCAAUAACUCGUGGUUUACGAGAACAUUCAGAACUUGCUGGAAAAAUAAUUAAAAAAGACAUUGAAAUUUUAGAAAAAUCAUCAAAAGGUAUGGAUGCCAACUUUGAAAAUUUAAAAAGAGAAGAACAGAGGUUAUCGGAGUUUGUAAGAAAAAGCACUUGGAGGUGUUGGAUAUGGGUUUUAGCUGUUGCUAUGGUUGCAAUUUUUAUAAAAAUGAUUUUAUUCAUCAAAGUGACCAAAAAAAAUUAGUGAAAUUAAAUUACCUGUGCACCUUAAAGUGAUAUAAUAUUGCAAUUAAUUUUGUAUUGGCUGUAUUCUCUCAUUAUUUUUGCUAAAAAGAAAAACUUAUUGUCUAUUAAUAUAAUAUUAUGGUAUCAUUGUUAAUAAAUAUAUUGUUUCUACUAAUUUA
Aphis gossypii (cotton aphid) is the source of this 1027-nucleotide messenger RNA. RefSeq names its product vesicle transport protein USE1 (gene Use1). Gene Ontology annotation, biological process: retrograde vesicle-mediated transport, Golgi to endoplasmic reticulum. Gene Ontology annotation, molecular function: SNAP receptor activity. The transcript is spliced from 8 exons. The record is from RefSeq and is a predicted model, not a curated record. Gene Ontology annotation, cellular component: SNARE complex; endoplasmic reticulum. NCBI's taxonomy places the organism in Eukaryota, Metazoa, Arthropoda, Insecta, Hemiptera, Aphididae. Bases 145 to 867 code for a protein of 240 amino acids.